Molecule: messenger RNA, 632 nt
Organism: Ictalurus furcatus (blue catfish)
Lineage: Eukaryota; Metazoa; Chordata; Actinopteri; Siluriformes; Ictaluridae
Gene: rps21
Product: ribosomal protein S21
Exons: 6
Coding region: 99-350 (83 amino acids)
Biological process (GO): endonucleolytic cleavage to generate mature 3'-end of SSU-rRNA from (SSU-rRNA, 5.8S rRNA, LSU-rRNA); endonucleolytic cleavage in ITS1 to separate SSU-rRNA from 5.8S rRNA and LSU-rRNA from tricistronic rRNA transcript (SSU-rRNA, 5.8S rRNA, LSU-rRNA); translation
Cellular component (GO): cytosolic small ribosomal subunit; ribosome
Molecular function (GO): structural constituent of ribosome
Source: RefSeq, a predicted model, not a curated record
CUAACGUCAUUUCCUGAGGCUGCUGCUUUCUUCCUUUUCUGUCAGCCAUUGGUGAUCUGCGGUCUAGAAAGCCUUAACGGCCAUUAAAAAUCUACACCAUGCAAAACGACGCUGGAGAAUUCGUGGACCUGUACGUGCCUCGUAAAUGCUCUGCUAGCAACAGAAUUAUUGGUGCAAAGGACCAUGCCUCCAUCCAGAUCAACAUUGCUGAGGUUGACAAGGUAACAGGCAGGUUCAAUGGCCAGUUCAAGACCUAUGCCAUCUGUGGUGCUAUUCGCAGAAUGGGGGAAGCUGAUGACUCUCUCCUGAGACUGGCAAAGAACGACUCCAUUGUGUCAAAGAACAUAUAAGUUUAAGAAAGGACACCUGCCAUUUCUUUGUAAAAUAAAAUGGGGAAAAAAUGAAAGUUUUGGUUUGUUUGUUGUUGUUUUUUUUUGUCUCCUCACGUGUAUGGUAUUGCAGCAGUGGAUGCAUCACGUUAGUUGGAUACAUUUGAGUAAUCUGAACCUAUGCUUUAUGUGAAGCAGCUCUUGUUGCUACUGUUUAUGGGAUCGCUGAAUGAUUAUACAGUGGAUAUAAAAAGUCUCACCCCUGUUAAAAUGGCAAAUUUUUGUCAUUAAAUUUUUUUUUUU